AUGAACGUCAACGUCAAUCCCAACAUGGCCAACAUGAACGCCAUGGGCGGCCCGGUCGGCGCCCCCGUCCCCAUGAUGAAUAAUGGCGCAGUCGCGCCUCAAGUCGCCGGCGGUCCACGACAGAUGCCUGUUCCCACCGAGAGCCAGCGUACCCUGCUCAAUACCUACAUCUACGAGUACUUCCUCCGCCACCAAAUGUUUGAUUGCGCCCGAACCCUCCUCAAUGGAGAUAACCAAGUAAACGUCAUGAAGGACGGCUCAAACCGGCGGAGGGACGAGAACGGCAACCUCCUGGGCAAUGGCCUCGGCGAUGACCCCAUGGACACCGACUCUAAGGAUGAUAUCGAUGCCAAGUUGCCUGACGAUCUGCCCGCCCCUAAGCUGCCCAUGCCUGCCUCAGAAUCCUCCUUCUUAUACGAGUGGUUCUGCUUAUUCUGGGACAUUUUUCAUGCGCAACGCACCAAAGGUGGCAAUGGCCCUGUCAAUCAAUACGUCAGCCACACCCAGCAAUCCCGCAUGCGACAGAACCAGCAGCAGGAGCUCCUUCGCCAGAUGCGCCCCGAUGGCUUGGCCGCUCAGCAGCAGUAUCAUUCCCAGAUGAUGCGCAACAUGCAAAACGGAGGCAUGGCCAUGAACAUGCAAAAGAACCAACUUGUGCGGACGGCCAUGGCCAACAACCAAAACAACCCCCAAGCAAUGCAGAUGCUUCAGCAUGCAAAGCAGAACCAGAUGCAACGAGACCCCUCUGACAUGGAUGGAAAUCGCCAGCGCCCUUCGUCCCCCGGUUCCGGUGAAAACGCCCCUUCGCCUUCCAAAAGACCUCGCCUAGAUGGAACGCCCAACUUCCCUAACCAACCCGGAAUGAUGCCGAACGGAAGACCACAACAGGGCAUGCCGGGCCAGCAGGUGGGGACCACCCCAAACGUAGCUCAAGCCCAGCAGAUGCUCAUCACCAACGGCAUUAACCCGGCAUCGCUGACCCAGCAGCAGUUUACGACAUUCUCAAAUCAACCACCUGCUGUCCAAGCUAAGUCCAUUGCCACAUAUGCGGCAAACCUCCAACAACAUCAAGCUAGCCAAAUGCCUAACAAGCCCAUGCCUAACGCGUCCGGCCCUCAGGGCCAGGGCUCACCCAUGAUGGCGCAAGGCCCUGAUGGGGCUGGGCUGGCUGCAUACUACAAUGCUGGGGAGAUGGGUCCCGGCGGUAUUAGGCCCGGCCCUGGCGGUGCCCAAGCCGGUGGUGGAAGUAACCACGCUCUGCAAGACUAUCAAAUGCAGCUAAUGCUUCUGGAGCAGCAGAAUAAGAAGAGACUCAUGAUGGCCCGACAGGAGCAGGAUAGCAUGGGGGGUGCCAUGCCCAGAGGAGACGGACCGGCCGGCCCAGGCGGCCCAGGCGGCCCUCCUGGCCCCAACGGGCAGCCGUUCCCAGAGACAUCUCCCCAGGGAGGUAGAACCGGAGCGUCGCCGAACCCGACGGAGCAGAUGAAGCGUGGUACGCCGCAAAUGAACAACGCCGGUAUCCCGUCGCCAUUGCCCGAGGGUGCGCAGUCCCGCGGCUCCCCCAAUCCCAUGAACUUUAUGAACAGCCAAAUGGACCCCAACAUGGCGCCUCACUUCUUCAAAGGUAUGGGCAACCAGAUGGACGGCAACAUGGUUCCCAACCCUCAGAUGAAUGGCGGCAUGCGCCCCCCAAGCUCGCAUCCUGGUCAGCAGUUCAACGGCCAGAUGAACCCGCAACAAAUGAUGGCCGCCCGGCAGCAGCAGCAGCAGCAGCAACAGCAGGCGCAACAGCAGCAGCAGCAGCCGCCCCAGCAGCAACAACAGCCCCAACAGGCUGGUCAGGGCAACCAACCAGUGCAGUGGCAGCAAGGCGGCCCGAACGGCAACCAGAUGGUGCCUCAAGGCCCCCAGGGUCCGGUUCAGGGCACGCCGCAGCAACGGUCAAUGCCGCCCCCUUCUGCGCCAACUGGUGCCAACGCCAACCGGACAAGCACAUCCUCGCCCCAACAGGCGACGGCUGCACCGCCCACUCCUUCGCAGUCCAACAAGGCUGCCCCGAAGAAGAAGGACAACAAGAACACCAAGACCAAGGUAGGCGCUGUGAAUGAGCCGACGACGUCGAUCGAAGAGCUAACCAUUGUACAGGCUGCGACCCAAAAGAAGUCCAACACAAACCUCAACAGCGGCACCACUCCAGCCGCAGACAGUGCGCAGGAUGCUGAGCCACCAACACCGGCAACCCCAAUCACCCCUGUCAACACAGUCAGCUUCAACAAGAACGGGCAAAAUGCUACUGUUCCCACAGUGCCCAAUGGUCAACAGAGUGCUCCUGCGCCAGCUCCCCCAGCUCAGGUCGCUCCCCAGACACACACGGACAACAACCAAAACGGAUCCUUCGGCAUGGACAGCUCGAACGGAAUGGUUGACUUCAAUGCCAUGACCUUUGCUGACCCCUUGGUCUCGGACAACGUGCUCAACGACUUCGAUUUCGACUCCUUCCUGCAUGAAGACGGCGACAACCAGGCCUUUGACUUCAACACUGGGUCGUUCGGCAUGGAAGGCGGCAACGAAAUUGGCGCAGACUAG
Messenger RNA from Colletotrichum spaethianum, 2586 nucleotides. RefSeq names its product adhesion defective protein 2. The transcript is spliced from 3 exons. The coding region runs from base 1 to 2586 and encodes 861 amino acids. Lineage: Eukaryota; Fungi; Ascomycota; Sordariomycetes; Glomerellales; Glomerellaceae. The record is from RefSeq and is a predicted model, not a curated record.